Molecule: messenger RNA, 2501 nt
Organism: Labrus bergylta (ballan wrasse)
Lineage: Eukaryota; Metazoa; Chordata; Actinopteri; Labriformes; Labridae
Product: BICD family-like cargo adapter 1
Biological process (GO): vesicle transport along microtubule; Golgi to secretory granule transport
Source: RefSeq, a predicted model, not a curated record
AGCAGAGAGAGAGAGAGAGAGAGAGAGAGAGAGAGAGAGAGAGAGAGCAGGAACACGGUGCAGGUGUAAUGGAUGGACAAGUUGCCCACACACUGAUGUUUUUUGUGGAUUUGCCUUAAAACAUUUUUUUUUUUUUCAUCCAAGGAUUCAGCGUUUACAUUUUAAUACAAACCUCCGUUAUGGAUCGACUGGAUGAAUGGAGCUUUAAGUCCAAGAGCCUGGAUCUGGAGGAGGAUUUCUACUUCCACUACGGAGCGGAGGAAAUAACAGAUUAUCAAGACCCCAACGAACUCCUGGCUGCUCUGAAACAAAAGGAGGAAGAGGUUAUUUUGGCAGCCCAGCUGGGAAACGCAUUGCUCCUGGAAAACCGUAAAUUAAAAGAGCAGGGCGAAAAACUUCAUGAUCACUACGCUGACAAGCUGGAGGAGCUGGAGCAGGGCAGACAUGAGCUGCGGCUGAAGCUGGAGGGUUGCCAGUCCCAGUGGGAGAUCCAGGUGGGGGAACUGGAGCGGGAUGUGAGGGAGCUCAGCGCCAAGGUGGAGCGGCUCACUCAGGCCCUCGGUGAGGCCGAGAGGGACAAGAGCCGCGCCGGGCAGGAGCACAGCGAGGAGACGCAGCGGCUAAGGGAGCAGCUCCGCACGCAGGCGAUAGAGGUGGAGAGAGCCAUGUCCAGUGAGCUGCAGACUCUAAAACAGGAGUUCCAACAAAAAGGAAGCCACAACAAGCUGCAGGAUGAGGAGCUGAUCAGUGCCAUGAGGGAGCAGGUGCUGCGCCUCACCCAGAAGGAGCAGGUGCUAGAGGAGCGUUUGGAGUCUGUGUGUCGAGAAAACAAUGAGCUGAGGGCCAGUUUGGCCUCUUUACACACACGCCUGGCUUUGCACGACCAACUGAACCAGCAGCACAGCCAGCAGCUAGCCGAGGCGUGGCAGAAAGUGGAGGCAGCGAAGGGUCAUUCACAGCAGCUGCAGGCACAGGUGGAAGAGCUUCAGGAGGAAGUGUCCCUGCAGGAAGCCAGGAGCCAAGGAGAUGCGUCGUUGCUGUCUGAGCUGGAGAGCAGCCUGGAGACUGCAUCGCUUGGAGUCAGCAAAGAAGAGAUAAAGCAAGAAAUGGGGUCUAUCCUUCAGUUACUGCUCCCACUGACCCAGCCGCUGAGCAGCACAGAGAUAUCCGAGGAUCAUCAGGAGGAUCUGCAGCCGAUGCUGCUGCGGCUAAAGGAAGUGGCUCAAACUCUGGCUCAUACGCCCGGCCCUCAGGAAAUGCAAAACAAAAGACUGACGUUGUUGACAACACACGCAUUAAAUUCUAUUGAGCUGAAUCAUGCCUUUGUUGAUGGGACGGGUGAUCAGUGUGGGAAUCUGAGUGCAGCACAGGAGCUGCGAGAUCAGAAUGUCGUGCUGCAGCAGCAGAAUGCAGAGCUGAGGCAGAAGCUGCAGAGCGUACAGGAGAACAAUGAAGCUGUCCAGCAGGCCAUCAGGGACCGAGACGAAGCCAUAGCCAAGAAAAAUCUGAUGGAGGUCGAGCUGGUGAGAAGUAAAAAUGACAUGAUGUGCCUGAACAACCAGCUAUUAGAAGCUAUCCAACGGAAACUGGAGCUGUCACAGGAGCUGGAGGCCUGGCAGGACGACAUUCAGGUCAUCAUCAACCAGCAGCUCAGGUCACAGCAGCAGUCGGAGCUUCCUCAGAAGAAGUCACCAUCCAACGGCAUGUCCUUCUUCCGCAGGCCAAGCAGUGUGACCUCCACCUGGACACGACAGCCCUCCUCCUCCUCCUCCACCUGGAAUUCAGACUCUAAUCAGGAAAAAACCCAGUCCCCCUGGAGGGACUGGUUAAGACGGGGGAAAGGGGUGCAGUAUGGUAAAUAGUGGACAUUGAGUGAACCAAAGCUCCAGGAGGUAAAAAAGGAAGUCCAACUGCAGCUUUCUGUCCAUCAAAUAUGGUGAAAAGAAGCCAUAGAGACACUUUGAAUUCAGUACUGACGCACAGAGCCACUACGAACAAAGACUUAUCAAGAACCCUCUUACCUAAAAACAUUUCACUGAGGCUGAGCCUUCCUAUUACUGUGAUGACUCCAGCUAAUUUCACAGAAUUCUGUUCAAAACUUUGCUUUAGGUUGUAAAUAAUGUGCCUUAUUUUGUAAUAUUGUAAAUGUAUGUGUAUGUCUUUUUACAUAGCAUAAACAGCAGGUGUAAAGAGUAUGUGUUCAAAUUAUUUAACAUCACAAAUCAAAGUGAAAGAGAAAACUGAACAGACGUUUCAUGACUUAACUGUAAAACUCUAUUCAUGCUGAAUUUUGUCUCGACAUACCAAGUUGGAAAAAAAGAGAAGCCAGUUUACUAAACAAAGCCAAUCAUGUUAAAAUGUUGAUUGUAUACGAUACUGUGUAUGUCUUCACAUAAAUGAUAAAGUUUUUAUGUGUGUUUUAUUUUCUCUGAAUGAUAACUUGGUAUGGUAUGUGUUUGUUCUGUGACUCAAUGCUCAGUAUUAAAGCUGUUUAGAUCAAA